Lutzomyia longipalpis is the source of this 3099-nucleotide messenger RNA. Its product is annotated as SH2 domain-containing protein 4A-like. Lineage: Eukaryota; Metazoa; Arthropoda; Insecta; Diptera; Psychodidae. The record is from RefSeq and is a predicted model, not a curated record. The coding region runs from base 1003 to 2316 and encodes 437 amino acids. Gene Ontology annotation, cellular component: cytoplasm. The transcript has 4 exons.
CCGAGAGAUCGCAGCUCAUUCCCAGUUCAUACAAACUUAGGAGCUCCACGUGCUUUUUGGCUUCAUUUGUGCCCAGUUUUGUGUAUCUUCUUCUCCCUGAAAAAAAAAACGGAUAGUUUGGAAAUGGUUCCAGUUUAAAAAAAAUCGCUUCCACAACGUUCGUUUUCUUUUUGUCUGGGCCAGGCUGUUUUUCUUGUAAGAUUCCACCAUCAGGCCCGCGAGAUAAACUCACUCGACGGGUCUCCAAUACUCUCACAUGUGCGGACUAAGCCAAACCCAAUUCCAUUCAUAUACAUUCCAUUAUAUUAUGAUACUUCUUUGUGGCUUGAAAACGGUGCACUGAAUCGACGGAAAGUGUUGGUGAAACAGUUGGAAGUCGACUUGCGCACCGAGUGGAUAAGAAAACGCGAUCGCGGCUCCAUAAAGUGUUCCAUAUUUCUUUUUUUUUUCUGUUGAAAAUCUUGCAGAGUUUCUUGUGUUGAUCACGAAGCUGCGCUUUUCAUCACGUCGGGGUUUUUCCUCUUUAUAAAAAACCCACAAAAAAAAGUUCUGUUUUUUAGUGAUUUAUUGCCCAUUUUUUUUUAACACACAUUUUGCAAAGAAAAUUCGCCACAGAGCCGAAUUACAAUUGCUAAAUGUCGUUCAAUUGCUGUUCAUACGUGAAAGACGUUUGAGAUCGCGCGCGAAGGUAAAGAGAAGGAGAUAUAAGAAACCAUUGGAGUGGCUUUGAGAUAAAAGAGAUCUCUUGUGAAUUGUUGUGGAGUGAAGAAAUCCAAUUGUGGUGACCUCAAAAGGCGGUAGACACAAAAAAAAGUUCGCUGAAAAAUGUCAUAAAAUUACCAAACGGAAAGUGGAAACGAUAUCCGAGCUGUGUUAAAUAUCCCACAGAGAAUUAAUUCAUCUUCAACGGAGUUUUUUUUUUUCCUUCUUACACUCUGUGUGAUCGAGAGAAUCAUCUCAAGUAGCAAAGAGCCCUAUAUUAAAUAAAUAAAAAAAUCCAAGAUGCUGCAGCAAAUUCUACAAGAUAUGCGCGUAGACCAGGAACUCCUGGAAGGUCUCACGGAGACUGAGAAGCAAACUCUCUUCUGCAUUAUGCGUGAAGAGCAGGUGCGUCGAUGGCGUGUGUGGGAUCAGGAGGAGUCCUCCAAACGACGCCAGAGUACAGAUUCCCGCACAAAGUCCGUGGACUUCCUCAUGGGUGAGGAUGGUGAGCCAUGGGUUUGGGUGAUGGGAGAGCAUCCCGAUGAUAAGUCCAUUGAGGAGAUCCUCGCGGAAGAGGCACAACAGAGAGCGCGUGAAUUGGCGGAGAUUGAGGCAAAAGAACUCCGUAAGAGUGUUGAAGUGAAGCUGUCGGAUAUUAUUGAGCUGGAUCAGAUCACGAGCAGUAAACUGGAAGACGAUGAAAUGCCCAAAAUUGAGGAUAUGGAAAUCUACUGUUCUGUCGAUGAGCUGCGCGAGAGGAUCAACAACAGCCAAAAUGCCCCUGCAGUUCCACCAAACAAGCCCACCGGCUACAAGGCAAUCACAAAUUUCAACAUCAACAGCAAUGCCGGCGACAAGAAGCGCGAUGUUCUGCAGGAGAUCUCACUCAACAGCAAGGCAACACAGAAGGUGGCAGCUCGUGUACAGCUGUGGGAGCAACGACUCAUUGGCGAGAGGACAUGUGAGAUCCUCAAGGGGAUGCAGAAGAAGCAACAAGAUGCUGCACGUGAGGCUGAGGAAGCAGCUAAGCAGGAAGAGGAACUAUGGAAAGAACAAGAACGAAAAGCAAAACAGGCUGAAAUUAAGAGGCGAGAAAUUGCAAGAAAAGCCCGCGAAGUCCACCGAAUGUCUCUUAGCUGUGAUCAAGUGGAGGAUGUUGAGGGGCAGAACAAUGAAGAUGCAGCACCAGAGACAAAGCUGAACAACAUGGAGUCCCGUCCGUCUAGCCAUGAUGCCGUAAUGAAGUGGUACAGUGAGGAUGAGGUGCCCAAAGGAGCGGGAGUAGAUGGGCACAGUCGCCCACUCAACUGGUUUCACGGUUUUCUCUCACGAAGUGAAGCUGAGCACCUCCUAAUUCCACAUGCACCAGGAACUUUUCUAGUCCGAGUUUCCGAGAAAAUUUGGGGUUAUGCCAUUUCCUACCGAGACAAUGAUCGGUGCAAACACUACCUGGUCGACGCGUCAAAUGGUCGCUACCAAUUCCUUGGCGCCAAUCAGUUGGUUCACGAAAGUCUCAAUGACCUCAUUCGCUUCCACCAGAUGAUCCCCAUCACAGUCAUCGGGCAGGAACGACUGCGCUUCCCGUGUCCACGUGAUGCAGAGGACUCUACAUAAGGCUGAUAAGCGCGGGAUUGCGUUCCCUCUUAAUUUAAGAGAGAUAAAACCAUUUGAAAUGAAAAAUAAAUUGAAUAGGUCGUCAGUUAAUCCGCGCCUCCCGUUCAUCCGCAUAGACGGGAAUGUCUGCACUUGGAAGACAUUUUUUUGUUAAUGAAUAAAAAUUAAUGUGAUAUGAAGGAUAUAACUGCGACCUCUCUUAUUCUUAAGAGAGGAAUUUACAUCUAAAAAUUUCUUUUUUUGUAGAAAAAAAACCUUUGAAAUGAAAAUGUGUGACAAAUUAGUCAAUUUAGUGAAUAUAGAGUCGAAUUUUGUAAUGUGAAAAAAAAAUUUUCUGCUUAUAUCACAAAAAUGCCUACCAUCUUAAGUCUCUUAAAUACUUUUACACUAUUAAGAUUCCAUAAGUAAAAUUAAGUCAAAUUAAAAGGUUACUCAAGACAAUGCAUUGUAAAUUCUUUCUUAUAAAGUCAAAUAGAUUUUAAAAAGUAAUAUUCCUAAAUUCAAAUUUAAUCAAUCUUAAAAAAAAUUAUCACUUAAAUUAAUUUUAUAUCUUAUUUUAAGAGUUUUUUCUUUAUACAUUUUUUCAUACCAUUAAUAAAGAAAAUUUCCAUUAAGAAAAUAUUUGAAAACUUUAUUCAAAAAAAUGUGAUUUAAAACAAAAAUGUAAAAAAAUAAAUAAAAAGAAAUGAAAAAUAAAUGACAAUCAUGAAAUGUUUGCUGAAAAUUGGUGCUUAAUGAGUCAAUAAAAUAUUAAUUUGAGAGAGAGAGCAAUAAAACACAAAA